AUGGGCCGCAGAAAGCAAGCUUCCGCAGCAAGACUCCACACCAAGCAAAGCGCCACCACCAGAUUUGGAAGAGGACCCAUGGCAGGUACUGGAGGAUCGAGAGGCGAUGGCAUGGGCCGCAGAAAGCAAACUUCCGCAGCAAGACUCCACACCAAGCAAAGCGCCACCACCAGAUUUGGAAGAGGACCCAUGGCAGGCACUGGAGGAUCGAGAGGCGAUGGAAUGGGCCGCAGAAAGCAAACUUCCGCAGCAAGACUCCACACCAAGCAAAGCGCCACCACCAGAUUUGGAAGAGGACCCAUGGCAGGUACUGGAGGAUCGAGAGGCGAUGGCAUGGGCCGCAGAAAGCAAACUUCCGCAGCAAGACUCCACACCAAGCAAAGCGCCACCACCAGAUUUGGAAGAGGACCCAUGGCAGCUGGAGGAUCGAGAGGCGAUGGAUGGGCCGCAGAAAGCAAGCUUCCGCAGCAAGACUCGAAACCAAGCAAAGCGCGUGGAUGGGAAGCACCACCAGAUCUGGAAGAGGAUCCAUGGCAGGUACUGGAGGAUCGAGAGGCGAUGGCAUGGGCCGCAGAAAGCAAGCUUUCGCAGCAAGACUCCACACCAAGCAAAGUGCCUGGAAGGGAAGCACCGCCAGGUCUGGAAGAGGAGGAUCCGUGGCGUGUCUUGGAUCCAAAUGUCGGAAGUUCAUGGACACAGCAGGACGACGUCAGGACAGAUAAGUUAUCUGAUGAUCCUGAUGUGGAUGCAGCACAAGAACAGUCUGAAGCAGAUGCAUGGCAGGUUUUGGAGCGGCAAGAGGCGGCCCUGCGAGCUGAAGCAACUUCCCGUAUGCAGGAGGAUGAGACACUGCCCACAGAUUCGCUGGCAGACGAGGAUGUUCGCGUCGCGCAUGAGCAACUACAUGAGCGGAAACAACAGAGUCGUUCAGUCGACUUACCCAUUGAUGCCCUUCGCGAAGAAAUACUACAGGCAGUCAGGGCCGAGCGUGUCACAAUACUGGUCGGGGCUACCGGAUGCGGAAAGUCAACUCGGUUGCCGCGGUUCUUGAUGGACGAACACGGGGCGAAAGUGCUGGUCACGCAACCACGGCGCGUCGCGGCAGUUGAGAUCGCACGACGGGUUGCUUCUGAAAGAGGCGAACGCAUCGGCCAGAACGUUGGCUACCGCAUCUCCGGCGAGACGGUUCGUGGUUCUGGCAAAUUGCAAUUCGCAACUAUAGGUUAUGUCUUGACCUGGUUCUUGGCGAAGCCUGAGCAUUUCGGGAGCUUCACGCAUGUCGUCAUUGAUGAGGUGCAUGAGAGGGCGGCCGACAUGGAGAUGUUCCUUUUGCUUACCAAGCUCCUGAUGUACUUCUUCAAACGGCCGAAGGUUGUCUUGAUGUCGGCUACUCUCCAACCAGAGGAGUUCGGCAACUACUUCUCUGACUUCGUCUGCAAGGGAGGGACUGCUGCCCUGUCCGUGUCGGGGAGGACGUUCCCGGUGCAGGAGAUCUUCUUGGACGACCUCGUGUCUGACUACCAAGAUCUUCUCCCCGGCACCGUGUACUCCUUGGUCGAGGCAGCAGCGGAACAGUUUCAGAGGGCUUGGGAGGAUGGCGACCCAGAGUCACCUUCCGUCCUGGAGGGGCUGCCCGAAUUGGCAGUGCAGCUCAUCCCCUUCUUUGCCAAAAAAGACUCGACCCUGCUGGUCUUCAUGCCCGGGCUGCUUGAGCUCAGCAAUUUGUCCAAGAUGUUCACGCCCGAGGCCUUGAAGUCAUUUCCGACCUCGCAUAGGGAAUCCUCCCCCUCCAACUACGAAGUCUUCGUCUUGCAUUCCAUGGUUCCCCGCUCGGAGCAAGAACGAGUCUUCGAGCAACCAUCAGAUGGCAAGUGCCACAUCGUGCUCGCCUCCAACAUCGCGGAGUCAUCGAUCACUCUGCCAAGGGUCACAGCCGUCAUUGAUUUCGCGCUUCGAAGAGAGCCAGUUUACGACCACAAUCAAGGCUUGACCUGCCUGACAACAUCUUGGUGCUCCCAAGCAUCUGCUCGGCAACGGUCAGGUCGCGCUGGCCGAACCCAGCCGGGGAUUGCGAUUCGGCUCGUCACUCGAAGCUUCUUCGAGGAGAAGAUGCCAGAGUUCGACAUGCCGGAGAUAUUGCGGACUUCAACUGCAAAGCUUUUCCUUAGGGCGAAGAAGCUUUCGCAGGUGUUACAGAAAACAUCAGCGACAUUGUCGCCGGACUGUCCUCUGGAUUUGCGUUCAGCUCGGUCGCUCAUAGGCUCAUUGCCGCAACCACCGAAGAUGAAGCUUCUGAAAGCUGCUGUCAAGGAGUUGGCACAGACGAGUGCACUCGCGGCUGCAGAUGAAGCCGCUGAAAUAACUUCCUUAGGCUUGCUAAUCGACGGGCUGCCGUUGGAAGAGGGCCUGUGCCGGCUGAUCUGGUUCGGUGCGCUCUGGGGCUGCAUCAGCGAGGCCGUCAUCAUGGCAGCUGCGUGCUCGAGUGCUGACCCCUUCAGCAGUCCCACCCGGAUGUACAUGGAGAGCGAUGCUGCAUACCGUGCAAGCCUGCGGCGCUCCUGGAUAGCCCGCCGACGCUUCGAUGGAGGCCACUUCUCGGAGCCGAUCAUGCUGUUGAGGCUCUUCUGUCAGUGGGCGAUCCGCUUCUGGACAGUCUCGCAGUCAGGAAAGCAGAGGCAGAGGCACUUCCAAAAGGGCUGGGACCAAGCCGCCUGCAUGCUGGCAAACGAGGUCGAUGCCCAUGCGGGAAGGAUGCAGAAGCUUGUGGGCAACGUUGCAGACCUGGCCGAGCGUGUGCGUCUGGGCCAUCUGCCUGGAGGAAAUCGUACAACCACGGCCGCGAGGAAGGAACUUGGCCGACUGCUCUCGUUUCUCCAUGGCAAGGGCCCGAAGCCAAGCCUCCGCACGGAAGCUCCGCGGCUGCGGGCCGUGCUUGCAGCCGCGUUCUGCGAGCAACUGCUGAUCGGGCGACGAUUCAUGGAUCAGCUGCGUGCUCCUGCGCGUGCGAGUGGCCGUGCUGCCUCCAUCAUGACUGGACCUCGUGGGAAGAGCUCCGGCGAGGAGGAGGAGGAGGCACUCCAAGAAGGUCAUCCUGCGGAUGGAGCAGUCUUCCACACGCUUCCGGAGGACGACUUCGAUCUUGAGGAAGAGUUUGACGACUUCGACGAUGACGAGGAAGAGCCUGAGGAUGAAGAGGGCGAUGCCGACGAUGACGAGGAGGAUAGGGAUGACGGUGAUCUUGAGGAGGCAGAUUCAGAGGGCGACCAGCUGCUCUUAAACGAGGAGGAUGCAUCAAGUCGGCUUCCAUGGAGGAAGGCGCGGAAUGAGAUGCUGAUGGCGGUGAAUUCUCUGCCAGUUACGGGCAGGAAGUACCAUCACAGAAUCCUUGUGAGCAAGAUCAAGACUUCACAGAAGGACUCACCUGGCAGUGUUACCAUGGACCAGCUGCCCAACAUGAUGACGCAGCUUUGUGGUCGGCCGCCACAGUUUGUGGCCAAGGAGGGCAAGAAGUCCGAGUUUGCAGCCGUAUGCUUCCCCCCGGAAUCCAUCAAAGAGCUUCAGCUGCCACUGGGCCCGGAACCUGCCCAGCCGCCUGUCCUGGCUGGGGCCAGCGCCUCCGUCAGCCUUGCCCACGCGUUCAGCCUGGGCGCACUCCUCGUGGACUUCGCAGGAGAGGUCAUAGCUCGGCCGAGCUCGCCGUAUCAAAUCACCUUCUUCCUUCCAGAAAAGAACACCCGAAACGAGGAGGAGAAGCAGAAGCAAGUGAGAGGCUUGCUCGAAGCUCGCAAUCCGCUGGGCUUUCCCUGUCACAUGAACGCCGGUGAUGACUUCUUCUGCACGGCUUCCAGCCUGCAGCUGCUGAGCUCAAGGACAGCUGUGCGCACGACAGGUGUGACCAUUUUCAAUGCAGUUGAGAUCCUAUAUGCGAUCGCCGCCCUUUGCCCGGACCGAACCAUAAUGUCCGUCUGCUUGGGCCCGGGGCCUGCAGGAGAGUCUCCUGGAGCCCCGGAACACAUUAUUGCCGUGAAGGUCUGGGGCUGGGAGGUAAGCCUCCUUGGAGACCAUCGCGGCGACGGUUCCGGUGUGCCUGCGGAAGCGGCGAUUGAGGCCAUGUCUGCGGUGCGGAAGAGCAUCAAGGAUGCCAUGAAUGUCACGUCGGAAGAGGAGACGCCGGCCGGAGACGAUGUCAGGUCACGCAAGCUCCAGAGAGAGAGGUUCGAAGCGGAGAUGCCCUCGAAGGUCUUGGAUGGGCUCCUCAGCCUGGUGGUGGAGGCCUCCGAGCAUCUCGCCAGCACCAUCGAACCAAAGAUGCGAAUGUCGGAGUCCUACGCUCGAGGACGGAAGCGUCGAGAGAAGGCGAACAAGGCGACAUGGGCAGAGGUCCUUUUGGCCGGAGAGGAGACCGGUUUCGUUGACUUCUUGCGACCGUUGGAGUUAAGCACGGACCCUGAUGUGGUGUCGAAGCGCGAGAGUCGGAGGGUCAGGAUCGGCCAAAAAUCGCCAAAAUUCCGUUGCCCUGUUUGCCAAGAGGAGUUCGUGCGCGCGAAGGCUUGCCGCAAGCAUCUGAAGCAGACCGGCCACCUGUCUUGUGCGCCUGGACAGACUUGGAGGAGUCUGAUCGAGGAAAAGUGCCUGCUCAUCCCGCUUCCUGACGUGCCGGCUGCUUGA
Symbiodinium sp. CCMP2592 is the source of this 4668-nucleotide messenger RNA. Lineage: Eukaryota; Dinophyceae; Suessiales; Symbiodiniaceae. The record is from the annotation of a GenBank genome assembly.